AUGUCGUAUUCCUUCCGUGUGUCCUCUAUGCGCAACAUCGCGUAUCAACAGGACAACGAAUACAGUAUUCAAUUGAAUCGCUGGUUUCUAAAACCAAUCAGUGCUUGGCCAGAAACCAAUACUAGUAUCGCCGGCAAGGUGCUAUCCCAUGCUAUCCAAUUUGUCUGUCAUUCUCUGAUUGCCUUCACGGUAGUACCGUGCAUAUUAUACAUCAUAUUUGAGCCGGAUGUGCAUCUAAAGCUGAAGGCUUUUGGUCCGAUGAUACAUUGCCUGAUGGGCGGCGCGAACUAUUGUUCAUUACUAAUGCGUAACUACAAGAUACGCAAGUGCGUGGACCAUAUGCGUGCCGAUUGGCAGUACGUGGGUACAACGUACGAUCGCGAGGUGAUGCUGCAAAAUGCAAAAUUCGGUCGAUUUGUGUCCGCUUUUUGCGCGGUCUUCAUGCAAGGCGGUAUCUGUUCCUUCUGUAUCAUUACCAUUCUGACACCGGCGAACGUUCGAAUCGGAAACGUCACGAUAACUACGCACCAGCUUCCGUGUCCAUUCUACAUGGAGCUGCUGGACACUAGAUAUAGUCCAGCGAACGAGAUUGUGGUUGUUUUACAAUUGUUGUCAGCUGUCAUAGUAAACUCCGUCACGGUGGGCGCGUGCAGUCUUGCUGCGGUCUUCGCCAUGCAUGCUUGUGGCCAGCUGAGCAUUCUGAUGAUGAGAUUGGACGAACUUGUCGACGAAACAGAAAGCGAACAUAAAGUCACGCGACGAAAAUUGGCUAUCAUCGUGGAGCAACAUCUCCGUGUACUGAGUUUUGUAUCGCAGAUAGAAACGAUUAUGCAUCAGAUAUGUCUCGUCGAAUUUUUAGGUUGUACCACUGAUAUAUGCAUGGUUGGAUAUUAUAUGAUUACGGUAUGCUGGUAUCACAUCAAAUAA
This is a messenger RNA of Acromyrmex echinatior (Panamanian leafcutter ant), 927 nucleotides long. RefSeq names its product 4-vinylanisole receptor-like. The record is from RefSeq and is a predicted model, not a curated record. Gene Ontology annotation, biological process: sensory perception of smell; detection of chemical stimulus involved in sensory perception of smell. Lineage: Eukaryota; Metazoa; Arthropoda; Insecta; Hymenoptera; Formicidae. Gene Ontology annotation, cellular component: plasma membrane. Gene Ontology annotation, molecular function: olfactory receptor activity; odorant binding.